This is a messenger RNA of Echinococcus granulosus, 753 nucleotides long. RefSeq names its product Tetraspanin-7. The transcript is spliced from 7 exons. The coding region runs from base 1 to 753 and encodes 250 amino acids. The record is from RefSeq and is a predicted model, not a curated record. NCBI's taxonomy places the organism in Eukaryota, Metazoa, Platyhelminthes, Cestoda, Cyclophyllidea, Taeniidae. Gene Ontology annotation, cellular component: membrane.
AUGGGCUGCAUUAUUUCCUGUGGCUUGAAGCUCAUUCUUCAAAUAUUUAAUAUCGUCCUUUGUGUGGCCUUUUUGGCCGUAGCUUUGUUUGGAAUACUGCUAAAAUACUCUAAAUCUGUUGUUCAACACCUACUGUCAAAAGUUUUUGAUCAAUUCAAUAUCGGUGAAGAAGAUUUGCGCCAAUUGACAAGAUUCAUUAUUGACGACGCCGAUUACAUCGCUAUAAUCCUCGUUGUAAUCGGAUUGGCGCUGGCAGCUCUCUGUCUUAUCGGGUGCAUUGCUUCGUGUUGCGGGUGUAAUAUGCUGCUGAAGAUUUAUGCCACCCUCCUGAUUAUUCUACUUGUCGCACAAAUCAUCGCUGUUUCCAUGGUCUUCUCCGAUCCAACCCUACUGACUUCUCUGAUUGUUAGCUCUCUGGAAGAGCUUCUCAAGUCAUUCGGUGAUGUAUGCUAUGGAAGAAAAAUGCCAUCUACCAUCUGGAAUGUAGUCAUGACGGUAAAUCCGAAAUGCUGCGGUAUGGAUGGCUGGGGCGAUUUUGAAAAACUGAACAAAUCUAUACCAGCUCAAUGCUGCAAUAUGACGUCUGAUGCUUGCAAUACUAAGGCAGCCCAAAACACCAGUAUGCCGGGAUGCAGAGACAAAAUUGUCAAAUUUACCACAGACAACAUGAUGACAUUUUUGUAUAUGUCCAUUGUUGCCAUUCUGUUGAAGGCUGCACUCAUCGUAGUUGUGAUGCUCGCAAUUUGUUUGUAA